This is a messenger RNA of Effrenium voratum, 1999 nucleotides long. The record is from the annotation of a GenBank genome assembly. Lineage: Eukaryota; Dinophyceae; Suessiales; Symbiodiniaceae.
AGGAUGACAACAUCACACUGAAGCAGCUGCACGAGUCUCUGCAAGAGCUGUACCGCAGGCUCCAAGAGGAGCGCGACGCCCUGAAGCGGCGCCUGCGCCAGGAUCAGGCUGAGCAGGACGACAGCAGCCGCCGCAUGCAGUCCGAAGGAGCGCGGCUAAGGGAACAGCUUCGAGCCAAGUGCCGGGAAUGCGAGGACCUCCAGCAUCACGCGCUCUCGCCACAAGACUUUCAAAGGCUCCGGCGGCGUCUCGAGGAGGACCUCCGGGAGGCGGAGUUGGAGCCCUUGAGGCGGCAGCUAGAAGGUCAGAUCGCGGAGGUGCAAGGCGCCGCUCGCAGCAUGGAGCGCCAGCUGGAGCAGGAGAAAGCCAAGGCGCGCCUUGCGGAGGCCGAGCUGAAGGACCAGCUGGACAUGGAGCGCUCCGCGGCCGCGAGCCGGGAGGUUGCGCUGGAAAGCGCCCGCCGGGCGGUAGAGGCGGAGCGCCGCAAAGCCGAGGACUUUGAGGCAGAGGCAUCCCGGCUCCAAUUCCAGCUGGAAGAUCAGGAGACCCGUGCCCGCGGACUCAAAGAACAGCUGCAGGAGCGGGAGGCGCAGGCCUUGCGUGAGCAGAAGGUCUGGAAGCAAGAGCUGGACCGCAAGGUGUCGGAUGAGCAGACCGUGCGGCGGGAGGUGCAAAAACUGCAGCAGCUCUGCCAUGAGGAGUCCCAAGAGACCUCGCGCCAGCUCCAGGCUUUCGAGGCGCAGGCGGAGCAGUUGCGGCAGCAGCAGCGCCGGGCGGACGAGGCGGAGGUGGAGGCACGCGCGGCGCGACUGGAGCUGGAACAGGAGACGCGGCGCCUUUCCGAGGAGUUGGCACAGCAUCGCCUGCAGCUGCAGGAGGAGCGUCAGAAGCGGCACCGAGAGGCGAAGGCGUGGGAGGAGAAGCUGUUGGUCAUGGAGCAGAACAACCGCGCCCUGGAGGCGCGGCAGCAGCAACUCUACCAGGAGAAGCUGGACAGCCUCGCGGAGCGAGAGGACGCCCAUGAGCAGAUGCAGCAGCGGCUGACCGGUGAGAACGCCCAGCUGCGACAGCAGCUCCAGAGCCUCCAGCAAGAGGCGGAGUCGCGCCGCCAAAGUUGGCGCGAGAAGGAGGCGGAGCUGCUGCGGCAGGUGGAGCAAGCAGCGGCCAAGCUGGAGGCUCUGAGCGCUGAGCUUGGGCCCUGCCAGGCGGUGCAGCAGGAUUUGGAGCGGCGGCUCAGGGAGGCGAGCAAGUCGCAGCAGGAGCGGGAGGAGUCCUUCAAGGCGCACCUCACGAGCAUCGACACAGAGGCGGUGGCAAUGAAGGCCAAGGUGCAGCGGCUAGAAGUGGACCGCGCCGAGCAGGCACACGCUGCACAGGAGUGCCAGGUGAGGAUGAAGAAAUACGAAGAGCAGUCCAGAUCCUUGAAAGAGGAGCUGGUGCUGAUCACCACAAGGCAUGACCAAGAGAGGCAGGAGUGGAGAAAGCAGCUCGACGAGGCGCAAAGCUCAUUGGUUUCUGCGGAGCAGAGCUGCAGUGCACGGCUGCAGGCGGCAGCGGAUGAGAAUAAGAAGCAGCUGCAGCGCGCGGCUGCGGAGCGCAAGCGCAGCCUGCAGAAGGCGAAAGUGCAGCUCCAAGAAAAGCACAACAAGUGCCGGGAGUACUCCAAGAAAGUCGCUCAGCUCCAGUCUGAGAAAGCGGUGGCCGUGCGCGUGUGCGAGGAAAACAAACGCUUCUUCGAGCUGCGCCUGUCCGAGCACGCCGGUUUGGCCGGUGGCGCGCGCCUGGAUCCAACGCCGACCUGGCGUGACACCAGCCCUGAGCUGCGCGAGCUCGCGGAGCGUCUGGCGGAGCACGAGCGCCAGCUGAAGGCGGCCCAGCGCUCGCCCUGACAAGAAUUCGAUCCCCAGUGCCGCCGGCAUUGUGGCAUUGAUUUGUAGCGCAUGUGCUGCAUGAGACUUUUUACCUGCGGAGAGGGUCGGUGGGUUUUUUGUUGCGGACA